This is a messenger RNA of Cololabis saira (Pacific saury), 1473 nucleotides long. RefSeq names its product dynein axonemal assembly factor 11 (gene dnaaf11). NCBI's taxonomy places the organism in Eukaryota, Metazoa, Chordata, Actinopteri, Beloniformes, Belonidae. The transcript has 12 exons. The coding region runs from base 1 to 1473 and encodes 490 amino acids. Gene Ontology annotation, molecular function: protein binding. The record is from RefSeq and is a predicted model, not a curated record. Gene Ontology annotation, biological process: outer dynein arm assembly. Gene Ontology annotation, cellular component: cytoplasm.
AUGGUCUUUAUAAAGAGCAGAUUGGAGCUGAGCUGUGAUUGUUGUGUGUUUCCAGUCACAGAGGAGCUGGUGCGCCGGCGAGCCGAGCACAACGAGGGCCAGAUCCUCUCUCUGGAGGAGGUUUCUCUGCACCAGCAGGACAUCCAGAGGAUCCAGCACCUGGACAGAUGGUGCCGCGAGCUGAAGAUCCUUUACCUGCAGAACAACCUCAUCCCCCGGAUCGAGAAUCUGGGCCGCCUGAAGAAGCUGGAGUAUCUGAAUCUGGCAGUCAACAACAUCGAGAUGAUCGAAAACCUGGAAGGCUGCGAGAGCCUCCAGAAGCUGGACCUGACGAUGAACUUCGUAGGAGCCCUGAGCGGCGUGGCGUCGCUGCGGCACAACCAGCACCUGAGGGAGCUGUUCCUGGUGGGGAACCCCUGCUCCCGCUUCCAGGGAUACCGCCAGUUCGUGGUGGCGGCGCUGCCGCAGCUCCGGUGGCUGGACGGGACGGAGGUGACCCGCUCGGAGAAGAUCCGGGCUCAGCAGGGCCUGGCAGAGGUGAGGAGGCGAGUCAGGGAGCAGGAGAGGGAGUACCUGAGGACGAGAGCCGAGGAGAGGAAGGAGGCAGGAGACGAGGAGAGGAAGGAGGAGAACAAGGAGAACAAGGAGGACCGGGACCUGGAUGAAGAGCAGCGGGAGAAGGAGUUCUGGAACACCCCGUGUUCUUACACCCCCGAGUCUCGUCUGGAGGUUCACCGCCACCUGGAGGAGAAGAGGAGGGCCAGGGACAGCAGGGCCAAAGAGACGAAGCCGAAGACGCCGAGGACGCUGAUCACCGCGGACGGACGAGUGCUGAACGUCAAUGAACCCAAACUGGACUUCUGUCUCACGGAGGAUGAAGAGAACGGCACCGUCGUUCUGGACCUGGCAGUUUACAGACACAUGGACACCUCCCUGCUGGACGUGGACGUGCAGCCGACGUACGCCAGAGUGGCCAUCAGAGGAAAGAUGUUCCAGGUCGUUCUGCCGGCCGAGGUGAAGCCCGACAGCUCGACGGCGCGGAGGUCCCAGACCACCGGACACCUGGUCCUGACGAUGCCCCGCGCCGACGGUGAAAUCAGAGAGAAGUGCAUCGUCCCACGUCCAGGGAGAGAGAGUGAGAGCAGACGCCGCGGCCCGCCGGAGGACAGGAACAGGAACUCCAAGGUUCCCGAGAGGCUGGAGGUGGAUCCCAGCAGCCGCCGAUGCGUGGACGUGUCCAGCAUCGUCCCGGGUCCCCUGGAGACCCCUGGACCGGGUCCCCCUGCAGACCCGGGUCCCCCUGCAGACCCGGGUCCCCCUGCAGACCCGGGUCCCCCUGCAGACCCGGGUCCCCCGGCAGACCCGGGUCCCCCUGCAGACCCGGGUCCCCCGGCAGACCCGGGUCCCCCUGCAGACCCGGGUCUCUUCUCCCAGGGCUUCGUGGACGACCCCGACGUCCCCCCCCUCAUGUGA